This is a messenger RNA of Hyposmocoma kahamanoa, 4314 nucleotides long. Its product is annotated as monocarboxylate transporter 14. Bases 128 to 2050 code for a protein of 640 amino acids. The record is from RefSeq and is a predicted model, not a curated record. Gene Ontology annotation, molecular function: monocarboxylic acid transmembrane transporter activity. The transcript is spliced from 9 exons. Gene Ontology annotation, biological process: transmembrane transport; monocarboxylic acid transport. Lineage: Eukaryota; Metazoa; Arthropoda; Insecta; Lepidoptera; Cosmopterigidae.
UAAAACGCGUGUUUGUUUUCGACACGCAUAAAUGUCAUAAAGCCGGCACAUUGGAAAUUUGAUUUCUCAAGACGUCUUACGAAUUGGAGUCCAAUUUGAAGUUUCAUCCAUUGCACAGAUAGUAAAAAUGGUGCAACGUGUGGCGACAGAUGAACGUCCGUUUGAGACGCCAUCAUCGGACGAGAGCGGACUGGGGCGCAGUGACUCUCCUAGUGAGGAAUCUCAGCCAGAGGCAGCAUUAGUGGUACCACCGGAUGGCGGAUGGGGCUGGGUUAUCGUGGCUGCAUCUUUCAUGUGCAACGUGUUAGUCGACGGUAUCAUUUUCUCCGGAGGAAUACUGCUUAAACAUAUUAAAACAGAAUUCAAUACAACCAGUGGCCAUGUGGCGCCCAUCAAUUCAUUGCUGGCUGGUUCCUACCUUCUCUGUGGCCCCUUCGUUUCCGCUUUAGCGAACAAGUAUGGAUUCAGAGUAGUGACCAUCAUGGGCAGUUUUAUAUCAGCUGCUGCUUUCGCUGUGUCUUACUUCGCAACAAGCGUUGAAUACCUGUAUCUGGUAUAUGGAAUCAUUGGAGGUAUCGGUUUCGGCAUGAUCUAUAUGCCGGCUGUGCUGACCGUGGGCUUCUACUUUGAGAAAUGGCGCGCGUUGGCUACUGGACUGGCUCUCUGCGGAUCCGGAGUAGGAACCUUUGCCAUGGCACCUAUCACUGAGAGGCUUAACGAGAGUAUUGAAUGGAGAGGCACUAUGCUCGUUACUGCAGGUCUGUCGCUGAUUUGCGCACUCUUUGGAGCACUCUUCAGACCGAUCAAACCAGUACGCGUGACCUUAGCGGAUCAAUCGGAAGAUAACGCUGCCAAGCGUCAUGAGGAAGCAGUUGAAAAACUAAACUCCAUGCUAAAGCUGCAGAACAAACUUGACUCCGGUAUCUCCAUGCCACCAGAAAUGAGAUUUACAAACAAAGUAAGUCCUCACACCUGGAUGGGAGUCGCCAACAACACACGCUAUCCGACUGCUGAAGAAGUCUUCCGUGGAAGCAAUUCACAUCUUAGCAGAAGAUCAUCGGCUACUGCAGGCACUAUGAAGCCCCUUGGAAACAAACCACUAUUCAUCGCAGUGCCUGUGGCUGAAAAAGAUGAACAAGAAGAUUCCAACAGUCAAGUCGAUAAUAUGGAACCCUUGAUUGUGCCUGGAAUUAAAAUGGUAGCUAGAGAGGCAAGGUCUGGUAGAUCGCAAGCUGAUUUAGCUCGCCCACUAUACCGUGACGAUAUCUUCUUCGGUGCUAGCUUAACGCGUCUGCCUCAAUACACGUCUCGAACGUCCUUAGGUUACCACUUAGCUGUUACACAUGUACCGACUCAGGAAGAUGCACAAGAGGAACGAUCAGGAAGAUGCAAACUUUGCCCCGAAGCCGUGAGAAGAAUUCUAGCAACUAUGUUGGAUGUAAGCCUUUUCAAAUCUCCGACAUUUAACAUUCUAGCGAUCAGCGGAUUCUUUACGAUGUUAGGCUUCUUCGUGCCGUACAUGUAUCUAACAGAACGGGCACAAAUCAACGGAAUGGAUAAGGACACUGCAGUUUUCCUGGUUUCUGCUAUUGGAAUUGCUAAUAUUGUUGGACGUAUUGCUUGUGGUGUACUGUCAUCGAUGCCGCAAGUGUCACCAUUGUGGCUUAAUAAUAUCGCUAUAACUGCUGGAGGAAUCGCAACUAUGGUCAGCGGUAUUUGCUACAACGAAGUUUUCCAGUUUGGAUAUUGCACUAUCUUUGGGCUUGCUGUCGCCUGUUUCGCGUCUCUACGGUCAAUCUUGGUGGUGGAGUACUUGGGUUUGGAGCAACUGACCAAUUGCUUUGGACUGUUCCUACUGUUCCAAGGUGUUGGUGCACUUCUAGGCGCUCCCAUUGCCGGUGCCCUAAAAGACUUUACUGGUAGUUACGACAUAUCCUUCUACGUUUCUGGCGCAUUCCUUCUCCUCUCUGCUGUAAUGUGCUACCCUAUACCCUGCAUCAGUCGGUGGGAGAAGUCGCGCAACAAACUGAACUCUAACCAAAAAGUCUGAAUACCGUCUACCAGACAUAUGGACUAGUUCAUGUACAAGACACUAGGUACCUACUACCCGACUAUUCGGUUUGAAAUAGACUGGUGCUAAAUUCUCAAUAUAAAUAGUUAUUUAGCACUUUGAGAGCAGUUUUAACAAUCGUAUUUAUUCUUUAUUGAUAAAGGCGAAUAGUAUAUAAAAAAACUGAAGAGUUGAUUAGUUAGAUCAUAGAGGUGAAUACGUACAAAUACCUAUAGAUGAUGUAGUUAGCAGCAUAUUACAUACAAUAGUAUAUUUUUAUAAACUGCUUUCGAUAAGUAAAACAAAUAUGAAAAUUACUGUCAGUGUGGGAACAUUUUGCUUCCACUUUUAAGUAUAGAAUCUCGAGAUAAUCAAAUAAUUUUACAUAAUUCAAAAUGUUUAUAUAAUGUACUUGUGAAAUAAAUUUGCGUGAAUUGUGUAUUAUAGGUAAUAAACCAUGAUCUGGACAAUGUCUCGAAUUAUAAUAUCACUCUUACAAAAUAAAAACAUUCCCUGCAAUCUUUGACAAAACUGCUAAGGAAAAAUAUCGCGGAAGACUCCGCCGAAGUCGAAAUAAUGCAUUUAUACUAUAUAGGUUUAGAAAAAGUACAAAGAUUCGAGAUGUAAAAAAUUGAGCAGUUUUGUUAAAGUCCCACACCCGACCUAAUAAACGACCUGAAGCCAAAAUGUACUUUAGUUGUAGCAGAAAAUUAUUACUUAGAAUGUACCUAACUUCAUUUUAAAAGUGGUGCAUAAAUAUAAGACUCGAUUUUAAAUAAGGUAGUGCAUACAUUGACUGUCAAUGUACGAGAUGAGUGACUUUUCACAUUGUAAUCGUUAGGUUUAGUUAAUUGUACAUUAAUUAUAUUUGUGCCUUAACAUACGAAGUGACUUAAGACAAAUGUUUAACAAAUCGUGAUCAUUUUAGAGUGUAUGUCAUUGUACAAGUGUGUUAUUCUCCUUUUAUUUAAGGAGGAAAAUUCCAAAUACCCUUUAUAUUUUAUUGUGUAGUUUUAUUUGUAGGCUUAGUAUAAGGUGCGGUAUAAUUUUAUAAUAUUUUUGGUGUUGUAAUUAGGUAUUUUUAUUAUAACUCCGAUGUUAAAAUUCAAAAAAACUCUUCGGUGGUUUUGGGUAUGAGAGCUGGUUGCUCUUAUCUUAUCUUUUUUUUAAUGAUUUACUCUAAGUACUUACAUACUACAAAUAGCUUCAAGUCCAAGGACUUCGAAACAUUUUCAGUAUGAAUCUAUAGUCUAUUUAAUAUCUUAAGAGUCGCUGAGAAAAUAUUUUUAAUUUUUAUAAACAUAAAAGUGAUGGACGUUACUUCAAAUUAUGAACUAAUGUAAAAUUUGGAGCAUCCCUAAACUAAAACAGUGUAAGAAACCUCUAUUUAUUCGUAAUUUAUAGUAAGAACUACUGUGGCUGUGGUUACUAUAGCGUACUAUUUUUAAUGUUUAUAAAUAAGAAAUCAUAGUCAUCAGUCUUUUGGGUUGCAAAACUCUAAUCUUUGUUUCAAUCAAUUCGUAUUUCUAUAUCAACUUCGAUGCCUCAUUCAAAUUCUGAAACUUUUAUUAGGAUUUGAUAGAAAUUAUUUCCAUUUUCUUUGCUUUUCUUCGAAUUACUUAUUUUCAAUGUUUCUUAUUUCUAAUUUUUAAUCAUAAUUACUUAUACCUACUUUUUAUUUUCGUAACUGUUGUCUUUUUUGUUUUCUAAUUUAGAAUUUUAGUGCAAAAAUAUAUUCUCAUAAUAAUUUAGAUGAUACAUUAAACGAUUCUGGUCAUUUUUUAAUUAAUAUAUUUUUGUUGGUUUGUAUAUUAAAUGCAAGUUUUUUUGAUACAUCUGUUGAUAUAGACAUAUAGAGAAAAAGAUUGUAUUUACUUGUGUAGUUUUAAUUUUGAUGCCUUUAGACAGUGUGUUUGAAAGUGACUAUGAUUUUUUGUGCGUGUGGAUGCCACAGUGCCAUAAUUAAUGUUAAAUUGUUUGCAUGUUUAUAGUUAGGGCCUAGUGACCCCAUUCUGGUACUCGCGUAUGUUCCUAUACCUUUACAAGACGUGGUGUGACUAAAAUUAGCCUAUAUUUUGAUAUCACAUUUUACUAUAAUACUAAUAACAUAUCAAUAGGUUUUAGGUCGUAUCUAAAAUCUCUAAGUUUCCUUUUCCUAUAAAUUGGGAAAAAGAAAUUUUUAUUUUCGCUGUUUCUAUGUAGAAAUAGAAUACAAUGUGCUCAUAACAUUUUACUGUAGUAAUGUUUUAAAAAUGCAGGCGGCC